GUGUACCUUUGAACGUUCAGCUCCCCAUUUGGUAUCCUUCGUAAUUUCCUUUGCUUUAGUAUUUUAACGGCCCUCCGGCAUAGCGUUUCGGAAUCCAGCAUGUCUUUUACCUUGCCGUAGGCCCCUUCUCCCAGCAAAUCGCCCAUCACGUACUUUCCUAUUAGCUUUAAUCUCCGUUUUUUCUUUUGAUAUAUGAUUUGAUCGCUAUCGACUUUAUGAAAAAAAUUCGCUAUGUUAAGGUUCUCGAGAUCAUCGUCGAAAUCGGCGUUAUUUGGAUCGUUGAUGAAAAGAUUUUCCUCAUCUUCAAUCGAAUUCACCUCAUCUUUGCUAUUAAAUAUCACAUUUGUUACUUCUCUUUCUUGAUCGGAAAUGUCGGCACUCUCACUAUCUAAACUUUUACUAGUAUUACACAUAUCUCUACUCAUUAUUCGCUUUAAAUUACUAACAUUUUUUUGUGUAAUUUCGGAAAUCUUUCAGACAUACCUAUUUUAUAUUUGUUGCCAUUCCAAAAGUCAACAGCUGUUUUAAACGCGUAUGUUGGCAGCAUUGCUCAUUAUGUAAUUUUAAUUGUAUUUCAAUUUUUUUAAAAUUCUCACGAUCAAAAAUUUAUUUUGAAUUACAUUUUCGCAAACAAUUUAAAUCUGUUAGUUUAUUAAUUUAUAAUUGAUUAAAUACUUUCAAAAAUUUAUAUUUUAGACAUUUUUGCUGUCCAUGUCAUAGAUUGCUUUAAGAAAAAUUCGUGGCUGCUUCAACUUAUUUAUUUUACUAUUAAUGCAAAUUAAAUUAUGAAAUGAAUUAAAAUAUUAAUAUUCAGAUAUAAAUAGCAAUUUGCAACAAAAUAAUUGUAAAAUUAACGUAUGUUGUUCGCUUAGUCACUGCCUUAUUUUGAUUUUCUUUUUUGACAUAUGUCUAAACAUAGAAUUAAUUCCCCAUUGUUGCUUAAAAAGCCUGUCAAUAUUCUGUCACCUGUCACGGCUGUCACUUAAAUGGCAAUGUCGCAAUGUCAAAGUCACCUUGGUAAAUAUUUUUAAAAGGUUCGUAUUCAAAAUUCUUUUAUUUUAUAUUUGUGAACUAUAAUUUUAUUUAAUGGGUUUCUGUAUUUAUUUACGAUAUUAAUAUUAAGCUGUUAUCUGUUAAUUGACCUAUGCUAUUGGUUCUGUAUUUAAGAAUAACAUCGUUUAGUCAGAAAAUUGAAAAACAAUUUGCAUCAACAAGUAUGUGUCUUUUUUUGGAAUUACUAUUGAAAUGUAGUUUAUUCUUGAUACUUUUUACUUGUUUUUUAAUGCUUGGAGUGUUACAGGUUGUAUUAAAAUUAUUAGGCGUUACCAAAUGCAUCGACCGUAGCGAAAAUAGUGAAGAAUCCAAAAAAACACCGGAGUCUAAUUCCAACGGGUCUAGUACAAUUAAAUCACAAAAGAAGGAAGUGAAAGUUCGCCAGAGAUUUAAAAAAUCCAAUGAGACUCCUACCUUCAAAACCGAUUUAAAAGCGCCUAUCGAAGACAUCAUCGAAGAAACAAUUAAUGAAGAAUACACUGCUGGAAACAGCGGAAAGAAAGACAAAAAGAUCGAAGGCGAUGACCAAUUAACAUCCAAAAGAUCCCAAACCAUCGAGGACGAUAUCGGUUACUCAUUUUUUAACCUAAAAUCAGUUAAUCAAACAGAUAGAGAUACCAUCACUAAGAAACCCAAAAAAACCGUUUUAAACGAAGUAGUGCCCACGGACGAUGUAGGAUUCUCAUUUUUACCAGUAAAAGAAAAAGGAAGGCGUUACAAAAGCAAACCCAAAAAGGAUAUCACCCUAAACACUCUGAUAGAAAACACGAAUAAAAAGCAGGCAAGAGAUUUAUCGAAACCGCCUAUAAUCGAUCACUAUCAAAACCGCAAUCAAGAAAAACACAAAACAAAUCAACUCGACGCUUAUCAAUCGAUCAGUCUAGACGAUAAUUCUCAGUUACAAUCCAAACAAAAAGAAAGCAAGAAAGUCUCGCCUGCCAUCUCCUACGCCAGCAUUGUAGUAAACAACGCGGAAGAACUGACGAAAGAAGAAACUUCCACCGCAACUAAAACGAUUCUCGACGAAUCCGACUCCAGCUCCAUAGAAGUCAUCAACGACAAUAACUUCGAAGAGACCGCAAACUUCGAAGUCCUCGUUAAUAAAUUCGAAGGUACCAGUCUAAACGAACUAUCGAUCGCUCCGUUAAAACACUUGGAGAGUUCCUCGAAACAUUCUUCCAUUUGCAUCAUCGAUCAGGAGGAAUACGAAGAGUAUUUACCCGAAGAUAAAGCAUCACUGCAUAACUCAGAGGAGAACGAAAGUUGUGUAAUAGAAUCUAUUGAAGAGAAUACUCCGGAAGUUACCGAUCAAAACUAUUUGAAUGAAAACCUGGCUAACACACUAAACUCCAUAGAUUUAAAAGAAGACUCAGCUAACACUGUUAAGGAAGAAUCUGCUUCAGAAACGAGCUUCGAUACAAUGCAACAAGUAAGAGUUCUGACUCUGAACAAUCACGAACACCAAGAAUGCACUUUAUACAGAAUAGAAAAGAACUGGGUGGUUCAAUUUAGAAUCGGUCCAUCUCUAUUCGGCAGGAGAGUAUUUUUAUACUGCAACUACCCGGCUAAAGCGAGCAAUAAAUUAAACCAAUUCCAACGCAAUAAGUACCAGCAAUUGGAGUGGAUCAGCGAAGAGGGCUGCAAAAACGCCGACGAUACGGCCCUGUACGCCGAAAUAGAAGCGGAAAUAGCCGGUAGUUUUCACUAUUAUUUUACAUUCGAACAAAGUGAAACCAGCGAAAGACACGGUUCGGGAUACUUCCUCGUCGAUCCAGUUCUCAAAUACGGCAACAACGAAGACCUGCCGUUGGAUUGUAUUCAAUGUCAGACGGUAUUAACGAAGAGUUUGGGUUCGUUUUCGACGUGGGAGGAUAAAUUGCGAGUGUCGAAGCAAUCCGGCUACAACGUCAUCCAUUUUACUCCCAUCCAGGAAUUGGGCGAAUCGAAUUCAUCGUACAGUUUAAGCGAGCAACUCAAGUUGAAUCCAGUUUUCCAGAAAAGUAACGGGAAAAUGCCCACGUUCGAUGAAAUCGAACAGUUUAUGGACACUCUGAGGAAAGAGUGGAAGGUUUGUUCCAUUUGCGAUAUAGUGCUUAACCACACAGCGAACGAAAGCAAAUGGAUACAAGAACACCCCGAGGUGACAUAUAAUUGCUCGAACUGUCCCUACAUGAGACCGGCGUACUUACUCGACGCGGCCUUCGACUUCUUUUCCGCCGGAGUAAAAAGAGGAGAUUACGAGGACAAGGGAAUACCAUCUGUAAUAAACACAGAAGACCACUUGAACGCCAUUCGUUACCACUUUCGCACUAGCAUUUUGGAACCUUUGAAGAUACACGAGAUGUUCACGUGCGAUUCCACCAAAUACGUCGCGGAAUUCCUCAAUUUGGCUCGAACUGCAUCGCCGAAUUCGCCCCAAUCGAGACCCGAAAGCGAUGAAUUGAAGCUCAUUCAAGACCCCGAAUAUAGAAGACUGUCCACGAAAAUCGACAUGAAACUGGCCCUGAAAUUGUACAACGUUUUCUGGACCGACACCUACGACGAAGACUCCAGACUAAAAAAAUGCUCGGAGCAAUUCAAAAGCAAACUCGACUCACUCAACGAUGCUAAAACUGUAGAAAUCAACGGGCAUCUAACUGCUGCUAUUGAAAACGUAUUAGCCGGUAUUCGAUACUUCAGAAUCCAAGCGGACGGACCGAAAUUCGAAGAUAUAACAAUCAAAACUCCGCUGGUUUACCGUUAUUUCACGGACUUUGGUGCACCGAGCACCCUCGAAGAGUACGAAGAAUUAAUGUACAGCGAUAACGGUAGAUUUUUGAUGGCCCACAACGGUUGGGUAAUGGACUCCGAUCCGUUGAAGAAUUUCGCCGCGUCCGAUUCGAAGGUGUAUCUGAGAAGAGAGCUAAUCGCUUGGGGCGACAGCGUGAAAUUAAGGUACGGGGAUUCCCCCGAAGAUAGCCCUUACCUCUGGGAGUACAUGAGAAAAUACGUGGAACAAACAGCCAGAAUAUUCGACGGAGUCAGAUUGGAUAACUGCCAUUCCACGCCUCUACCCGUAGCCGAAUACCUAUUGGAUUGCGCUAGAAAAAUUCGCCCGAAUCUCUACGUAGCCGCCGAACUGUUCACCAACUCCGAUUUGACCGACAACAUCUUCGUCAACAGGCUGGGUAUAACGUCGCUGAUACGCGAAGCCCUCAACGCCUGGGACUCCCACGAGCAAGGCCGUUUGGUGCACCGUUUCGGCGGUUCCCCGGUCGGUUCGUUCUACCAACCGAACGUGCGACCGUUGGUACCUUCAAUCGCGCACGCGCUGUUCCUCGAUCAAACCCACGACAAUCCGAGUCCGGUGGAGAAGCGCUCCGUGUUCGAUCUCCUGCCCAGCGCAGCUCUGGUGAACAUGGCCUGCUGCGCCAGCGGUUCCAACAGAGGAUACGACGAGCUGGUGCCCCAUCACAUACACGUGGUGGACGAGGAUAGGGAAUACCCCGAAUGGACGGAGGAUGUUAAGUUGAUUGGAAGUUGCCGAUAUGUUUGUAAACAAACUGGUAUUAUAGCCGCUAAAAGAGUACUCAACGAUUUGCAUUUUUUGUUGGGUAAAGAUGGGUUUACACAGGUGUAUGUAGAUCAGAUGGAUCCUGAUAUAGUAGCGGUAACGCGUCACUGUCCUGUAACGCAUCAAAGUUACAUAUUGGUGGCCUUUACGGCGUUCAGCCACCCGCCAGAGAGCGCUGGUGAUGGUCAACGUACUAUUAAACCGCUACGUUUCGAAGGCGUGCUGGAGGAAAUUGUCGUGGAGGCCUCUUUGAAUCUCUCGAACGCCACCGUAUCGAAUUUCGCUAAACUCGACGAUUUCGCAAGAGAUCCUAAAUGGAUCAACGGCCUUCCCCAAUACCGAGUAUCACUCAAAGAACACCUACAGAUAAAGGAGUCUGAUGUUUUCGAACAAAUCGACUCCGGCUCGCCGAAUGUCACCCAGCUAAAUUUCAAAAAUUUCAAACCGGGAUCCAUCGUAGUUAUCAAGACAUCUUUACCCGAAGCGAUGAGUACUGCUAUCAAAACGAUUCGAAACCUAAUUAGCAACAUAUCGCUCGACAAACCCAACGAAUUCUCGCUCAUCGUAAACGAAUUGAACCUCACGGACAUGAACAGGAUUCUAUUUAGGUGUGGGGAAGAGGAACGAGACGAAGGCUUCGGAUUCGACACCUACAACAUUCCCAAUUUCGGGCACAUGGUGUACGCCGGUUUGCAGGGCGUCAUGUCCCUUCUCUCGAACAUCAGACCCAACAACGAUCUCGGGCAUCCGCUUUGCGCGAAUUUAAGAGACGGCAAUUGGCUGAUCGACUACACGUGGAAGCGGCUCAAGCUGGAUCCGUCGACGGCACGGCUCGGCGCUUGGAUCGAAGACAACACGAAAACGUUCGCCGUUAUCCCCAGAUAUCUGGUGCCUUGUUAUUUCGACAUGCUAGUAACCGCCGUUUAUGUUGUAGUUAUGAAGAAAACUCACGAUCUCAUGUCGGAAUUCGUCAAUUCCGGUUCGACUUUCGUGCGAAGCUUGGCUUUAGGAUCAGUACAAGUAGCCGGUUACGUUAAAUCCUCGAAUUUACCGACGCUGUCUCCGAAUUUACUACCCCCGAAACCGCCUGGUAGGAUUAUCGAUAAUCAGAAGGUCCAAACUUGCGUUACCCUCUCGGCGGGGUUGCCGCAUUUCUCCGUGGGAUACAUGAGGAACUGGGGUAGAGACACGUUCAUAGCGCUGAGAGGACUUUUGAUUCUAACGGGCCGCCAUCAGGAAGCUCGCGAGCAUAUUCUAGGAUACGCAGCUUGCAUGAGACACGGUCUAAUACCGAAUCUAUUAGACAGCGGGCGCAACCCGAGGUUCAACUGCCGCGACGCCAUCUGGUGGUGGUUGUAUUGCAUCAAGGAAUACGUAACGGAAGUGCCCGAUGGUGUUAACAUCCUUUCCGAUGUCGUAUCGAGAAUAUUCCCGACGGACGAUUCCGAUAACCGAUCGCCCGGUACGAUCGAUCAACCGCUGCACGACGUCAUCCAGGAGGGAUUGAAAGUUCAUUUCCAAGGAUUGGCUUUCAGGGAGCGGAACGCCGGCAGGCAAAUCGACGAGCACAUGACCGAUCAAGGUUUCAACGUUCAAAUCGGCGUGCAUCCCGAAACGGGCUUCGUGUUCGGCGGCAACCGGUGGAAUUGCGGCACUUGGAUGGACAAAAUGGGAUCUUCGGACAAAGCCGGGAAUCGCGGGAAACCGGCGACGCCUCGCGACGGUUCCGCGGUGGAACUGAUAGGCCUUUCGAAAUCGGUGAUUACCUGGUUGGGAAAACUCCACGACGCCAAACAGUAUCCUUACAAAGGCGUCGAGAGAGUGGGCAGGAACGGCGCGAUCACGUCGUGGACGUUCAAGGAAUGGGCGCAGAAGAUUCAGAACAACUUCGAGAAGUGUUUCUGGGUGAACUCGACGCCGGUCGAUGGGGAGAUCCGUCGGGAUUUGAUCAACAAGCGCGGCGUGUACAAGGAUUCGUUCGGAUCGAGCGGCGAGUACACCGAUUUCCAGUUGCGGUGUAAUUUCCCCAUUGCCAUGGUGGCCGCUCCCGAGUUGUUUUCGCCCAAGCGCGCUUGGGAGGCGUUGCGUAACGCGGAGAAAUAUUUGCUCGGGCCGCUCGGGAUGAAAACUUUGGAUCCCGACGAUUGGGCGUACAGAGGCGAUUACGAUAAUUCGAAUCAAUCGGGUGAUAGUUCGGUAGCGCAAGGUUUCAACUACCAUCAAGGGCCGGAGUGGUUGUGGCCGAUUGGAUUCUUCCUGAGAGCCAAAUUGAUAUUUGCGGCGGAAAAUGGAGCGUUGAAGGAAACAUUGGCGAGUACUAAAGUGGUGUUGUCCAAACAUUUCGUGGAGUUGCAGACGUCCGAUUGGCGCGGAUUGCCGGAGUUGACCAAUAGCAACGGAUCUUAUUGCGGGGAUAGUUGCAGAACGCAGGCGUGGAGUAUGUCUACCAUUAUUGAGGUCCUUUACGAUUUGCAAAGCAUGGAGGCUCGUCUCGAUCCGCCGGAUAACUGAUUCGUAAGUAACUUAGAUGUAAAAUAUAGUAAAUUUAUGCAAAAAAAUAAAUACGAGAGCUCGGAAACUAAGAAAUUGUCGCCGCAAUUGUGCAGGAUAUUAAGAACGCAGAAGAUUUAUACUGAAAUUCGUGAGAUUAAAGUUGUAGAUUAUUCCAAGGAAGAAAUUGCUGCCAAAUUUGUAGAAAAAAAAGUACCCGCGUCUUCCGCACGUUUUACUUCUUAUAGUGAUAAAUAUUUUAAAUUUAAUCAAGUACUGGCUAGUCAGAAAGUAAGUCUUAAAAAUUACGUACAAAUAGAUAGGUCUGUAUUGGUAAGCAAAUGUUAUUCUUCAUCUAAUUUUGUACCUCUAUGUGAUAUUUAUUCGUCUAAUACAGACAAUUCCGAUUUGUUCUCUUCGGUGCCAACUAAUAAUGCAGCUAGUUUUAAUAAGAAUAUUUAUAUCAAAAAACGAGGUCCCAUCGACAAUGAUUUAGAUCAAAUAGUAUUGAUAAGAGAGGAAUCGUCUCGCAAUGAAGAUUCAAACGAAUCGCAACCAAAUCAAAAUGAAUUGCUCUUGGAUCCCGUUUUGUUGGAUGUGAGAGCGAGACGUUUACAUCAACAAAAGCUGAAUCAAAUAGAACACAAUAAAAUUGUUCGAAUAACUAUAGUGUAUAUUUUGGCUUUCUUUGUCUUGGCGCUCGUAACAUUUUUUAGUUUAUAUCUACUCUGAUGACUAAUUGAAUAUCGUAAUUCGUGUCUAUUGAAUAAGAGACUGCUUUAUUGCCAAUAUAUUUUUUAAAUUUCGAGGGUUGUUAAGUUUAUAAUUAUGUAUAUUAUGAGAUUUGUUAGGUAUAUAAUAAAUUAUGUUUAGCACUCGUGUUUUUCAAUUUUUUAUUAAGUGAAUUCAUUGAAAAUCUCUAAAAAUUAACAAUGUUUAUUUAUUACACGACUUAUAUCAUUUAAUAUUGACUAGAAUACAAAGAAAAGCGAUCACAAAAAUAAUUGCCUCGCCAUUAUAAGCACAUAAAUGAAGUGAAACGUCUAAAGCGUAUAAUUUCAAAGUAAUUAUAAGGUUUCCAAAGCACAUUCAUCAUAACACAAAAUUUACCCAAUCAUUUAGCCACUUAUUUAGCUACUUAUCUUAAAAAAUAGAUUUUAAACAAAAUAAUUGGAAUAGACUUAAGCGUUAAAGUAUCCUAAAUAUUUUCCUACUAGUAACAAAAUAGUUAUUAUUGAUAUUCCACAAUUUUAUUUACUACAACUAUACACUAGAUGAAUGUACUGUUACCGGGAAUGUCUAAUUAAUUAAAAUAAAAUUCCAGUCUUUUGAAUGUUACUCAACUAAACAUUUGAAACGUUAACAAAAUAAAUUAUGAAUAUAUAACAAACCAAAUAAUCGAUAGCACUUUAACCGAGAAAAAAUUAAACGUCAUCGAAGAAUCCCCUGGGCGAGGCGCCCACUCUGCUCCUAUUAAACCCGUCCAAUUGGUAGUUAUCAGAAAAACGGGCCUCCAAUUCGCUGGGGUUUCCGAAACGUUCGCUAAUUCCAGUACUAGCACCGAAUCUCACGUCUAUAUCGUCCUCGCUCGGCGGGAACCUGGUAUCGAUUUCCGAUGUAUAUUUAGUGCCACUGUACGAAUCUAAUCCGUGGGCGUCUCUCAACGACGAACGGCUGUUAUCUAAAUUAUCUAGCUGUCGAUCUGUAAAAA
Phyllotreta striolata is the source of this 8807-nucleotide messenger RNA. The record is from the annotation of a GenBank genome assembly. NCBI's taxonomy places the organism in Eukaryota, Metazoa, Arthropoda, Insecta, Coleoptera, Chrysomelidae.